Molecule: messenger RNA, 1869 nt
Organism: Lates calcarifer (barramundi perch)
Lineage: Eukaryota; Metazoa; Chordata; Actinopteri; Centropomidae
Gene: sash3
Product: SAM and SH3 domain containing 3
Exons: 8
Coding region: 134-1342 (402 amino acids)
Molecular function (GO): protein binding
Source: RefSeq, a predicted model, not a curated record
UCUGUUUUUUUUUUUUUUUUUAAUCUGACAACUUCGGGAGUGAGAGCACAGUGACAGAAACCCUCAGUGAUUACAACCGGUGUAACUUUCUCACAGCUGUUUGUCCAGAGAGAUUCGAGGACCAGUGAGGAAGAUGUUGAGGCGAAGGCCUUCAAAUGCCUCAGAGAAGGAGCAGGUGCAGAAAAAGAAGCUCACCCUGCAGAGGUCCAGCAGCUUCAAGGACUUUAUGAAGCACAAGCCCACCUCUCCCGUUGUUUCAGAAAAGGAGUUUGCACUGGAGGAGAGUGUGCCAGAGACAGAAGAAUCAGUGAAAAGUGGCAGCAAACUGGGAAAGAAAUGGCGCAAUGUGAUCUCACGUACCAUGACCCGCAAAACAUCCAAGAUGGUGCAGAAGGCUCUGGCUGAGGAGGGGGGAGAGAGUGGUGAGGAUCUGUCUCCUGUCUCUGCUGAUUGGCUUCCAGAUCUGACCGCAGGUCAGAGGACGUCCGUGUGCUCCACAGGGUCAGAGGACACCACGCCCAGCCUCAUCACCCGCCAGCUCUCAGGCAGCAGCGACAGACAGAGCCUGGACAGUGGAUACUGUCAGAGGGACAGCAUGAGACUGGAGGAGAAUGGCGUCAAUUAUAAUGGACCGUUCUGUGGUCGCGCUCUGGUCCACACUGACUUCACUCCCAGUCCCUACGAUGUGGAGUCACUGAAACUGCAGAAAGGAGACAUCAUCCACAUCAUUGAGAAGCCCCCUGUGGGCACCUGGACGGGGAAACUCAACAAUAGAGUGGGUUCCUUUAAGUUCAUCUAUGUCAACCUCCUGCCUGAUGAGAGCCCCCCGGCCAGGAGGAGGCACUGCAACAGCAAGACCCACCGAAACCAAACCAAACCCAAAACCCUGGAGGAAGUGUUGGACAGCAUCGGUCUGACAGAGCUGAGUUCUUUGCUGUCCAUGCAUGGUUUCCAGAGCCUGGAGGACUUUGCUGGGCUUAAGGAGUCUCACCUCAACGAACUGAACAUCACUGAUCCAGAGCAGCGCUCCAAGAUCCUGAACACCACUGAACUGCUCAGAGACUCUGAAGACGAGUCAGAGCCAGAAGAGGAGGAGGAGGACAGAUCUGGGGAGGACGCCAAGGAGCCAAGGGAUUCAGGCUGUUUCGAGAGCUCGGAGAACCUGGAGAACGGACGUGAAGAGCCAAAGACGGAGGAGGAGCUCCAAGACGAAGCUUCAGCGGAGCAGACAGACAAAGAAGCAGAGAAACAGGAGCAGGAGUCAGAAGACGGGGAGAACCAAACAGAGCAGCUGGAGGCCAUUCAGGAGCAGCUGCAGGAGCUGACGGUAGAGGAGUGUUGAGAAGUGAUGGAUAAAUACUCAAACUUCUUUUAUUCCUGGUUCUCAAGGACUCUGUGGAUGCCAAUUAAAUUAAUUAACAAACAGCUCUUCAUUGCAAGAGAAUGGACCGAUGAUAGGUACACAGUGCAAAUACUGUAUGAACAUGAUAGUCUCAAGUUUGAACAAACAGCACAAUUUCUCUUAACUGUCCCACCUGUGUACUCUGUAAGAACAAACAUGUUGAUAUAUUUUACUGAUUCUAUUGAAUUCUCAUGUUGUUUGUUGAUGUUUCCUCAUAUAAUGUGUCUGUUUAUAAGGGUACAAAUGAAGUUUCCCUUCAUUAUGUCCAUGUCUCUGAUGUUUUCAUACCAUGUGGCCAAAUAUGAAUGUAAAAUAUUUCCUGAUAUAUUUCAUGUAACUUGAAAGUUGUUCCUUUUAUUAGUUUGUGUUCUUCCUGUGUUGUGUGGUACUGAUUUGUAUGACGUUAUCAUGAGGAUGUUGUUAAGAUACUGUAAAUAGAGUUUAAAUAAAACAUAAUUCACUGAUAA